GUGGGCAGGCCACGGGUUCAGGCCCUGCCCUGGGGAGUCCCAUACACAGUGAGACUCUGUGGGGUGCUACAGGGGCAUCCCGGGGGCCAGGACUGGCUAUGCACAGGGCACCCCUGACUGGCAGGCAGCCCCGCUCGCAGGUGGGCUCACUGGUCCUCCAGGCAGCCUCUCUAGGUGGGCAUUAUCAUGACCACGUUUUACAGACCGGGAUGCUGAGGCUCAGUGACACCAGCUCUGAGUUCACACUGUGGGAAAUCAAAUUUCUGAUUUGGCUGGGUCCAAAUGCCACCCUCCUUCCCCAGUCCCAAAGAGCCCUGAGGGGCCCUGUGCCUGGCACCGGACAGCACCUGGCUGCUCAGGACGAAUGGGUGCUGGGUGCUCCUCUGCAGCCUGACUUACAGGCAGCUCCCCCAAGGCUGAGAGCGCAGCGGCUGGCUCUGGUGCACACGCUGGGCACUGGACUCCCGCAGCUGGUGGACUGGUUGAGUCCUGGCCUUGGCCAGCACCAGGCUAGUGCCAGAGGCAUAGCGAAAGGCCACGGCUGCCCGUGCCCCCCACCCCACACUGCCUUACAGAGUCCUGGUGGGGUGCCUGGGUCCCUCCCCAUUCCAGUGUAAGCCCUCCACUCCACCAGGCAAGGAAGGGCAGGGUGGAAGGGCCUGACCUUCAGUCUGAGGGAGCCGGGCAGGUGGGAGCUGACCCUGGGUCGGGGGCCCUCUCCUGGGGCCGCUUCCACGGCCCACGCUUGGCACUGUCAGCACUGGGUGGGGCCAGGCCAAGGGGCCCUCCACUUAAUCGCGUAGGGCCAGCGCAGGCUGGAACCUCGCAGAGCUCCCUGUGCACCCCACGCGGCUGUACUGGCCCUGCUCCCUCUGACCCAGCCAUGCCUCUGCCCGGCCACCUGCUGCCCAUCCUGGUCCUGUUCCUGGCAGCAGGGUCCCCAGGCUGGGCCUGGGUCCCCAGCCAUUGCAGGAGCCCCAGCCAGGCUGUGUGCAACUUCGUGUGUGACUGCGGGGACUGCUCCGAUGAGGCCCAGUGUGGUUACCACGGGGCCUCGCCCGCCCCGGGCACCCCCUUCACCUGCGACUUUGAGCGGGACGCCUGCGGCUGGCGGGACAUCAGCACCUCGGGCUACAGCUGGCUCCGAGACAGGGCGGGGGCUGCGCUGGAGGGUCCCGGGCCUCGCUCAGACCACACGCUGGGCACCGACCUGGGAUGGUACAUGGCUGUCGGAACCCACCAAGGGAAAGAGGCGGCCACUGCAGCCCUGCGCUCGCCCACCCUGCGAGAGGCAGCCCCCUCCUGCAAGCUGAGGCUCUGGUACCACAUGGCCUCUGGAGAUGUGGCUGAGCUGCGGCUGGAGCUGACCCAUGGCGCAGAGACCCUGACCCUGUGGCAGAGCACAGGGUCCUGGGGCCCCGGCUGGCAGGAGUUGGCAGUGACCACAGGCCGCAUCCAGGGUGACUUCCGAGUGACCUUCUCUGCCACCCGAAACGCUACCCACAGGGGCGCCGUGGCUCUAGAUGACCUGGAGUUCUGGGACUGUUGGCUGCCCACCCCCCAGGCCAGCUGCCCCCUGGGACACCACCACUGCCAGAACAAGGCCUGCGUGGAGCCCCAGCAACUCUGCGACGGGGAAGACAACUGUGGGGACCUGUCUGAUGAGGACCCACGCACCUGUGGCCAGCACACGGUCACCGACUUUGAGACAGGCCUGGGCCUAUGGAGCCGCUCAGAAGGCUGGGCCCGGAACCACAGCGCUGGCGGUCUCGAGCACCCCGCCUGGCCGUGCCGUGACCACAGCCGGAACAGUGCGCAGGGCUACUUCCUGGUCUCCGUGGCCGAGCCUGGCAAUCCUGCUGUGCUCUCCAGCCCCGAGCUCCAAGCCUCAGGCGCCUCCAGCUGCUCGCUGGUCUUCUAUUACUACCUGCACGGGUCCGAGGCCGGCUGCCUCCAGCUGUUCCUGCAGACUCUGGGGUCCAGCACCCCCCAGGCCCCAGUCCUGUUGCGGAGGCGCCGAGGGGAGCUGGGGACCGCCUGGGUCCGAGACCGCAUUGACAUCCAGAGUGCCCACCCCUUCCAGAUCCUCCUGACCGGGCAGACAGGCCCGGGGGGUGUGGUGGGCCUGGACGACCUCAUCCUGUCUGAGCACUGCAGACCAGUCCCGGAGGUGUCCACCCCACAGCCGCUGCCUCCUGGGCCCUGGGCCCCAGCCCCCGGGCCCCUGCCGCCCAGCUCUCGGCUCCAGGACUUCUGCCAGCAGGGCCAUCUCGCCUGUGGGGACCUGUGUGUGCCCCCGGAACAGCUGUGUGACUUCCAGCAGCAGUGUGCAGGGAACGAGGACGAGCAGGCCUGUGGAACCACGGACUUCGAGUCCCCCGAAGCCGGGGGCUGGGAAGAUGCCAGCGUGGGGCGGCUGCAGUGGCAGCGGCUCUCAGCCCAGGAGAGUCAGGGAGCCGGUGCAGCUGCUACUGGUCACUUCCUGUCUCUGCAGAGGGCCUGGGGGCAGCUGGGUGCGGAGGCCCGGGUCCUUACACCUCUGCUUGGCCCCUCUGGCCCCAGCUGUGAACUCCACCUGGCUUACCAUCUGCAGAGUCAGCCCCAAGGCUUCCUGGCACUAGUGGUGGUGGACAGCGGGUCCCGGGAGCUGGCAUGGCAGGCCCUGAGCAGCAGUGCAGGUGGCUGGAAGGUGGACAAGGUCCUUCUAGGGGCCCGCCGCCGGCCGUUCCGGCUGGAGUUUGUCGGUCUGGUGGACUUGGACAGCCCUUACCAGCAGGGAGCUGGUGUGGACAACGUGACCCUGAGGGACUGUAGCCCCAUGGUGACCACCAAGAGAGACAGAGAGGUCUCCUGUAACUUUGAGCGGGACACGUGCAGCUGGUACCCAAGCCACCUCUCAGACGCACACUGGCACAGGGUGGAGAGCCGUGGCCCUAAGCACGACCACACCACAGGCCAAGGCUACUUCAUGCUCCUGGACCCCACAGACCCCCUGGCCCGGGGCCACAGCGCACACCUGCUCUCCAGGCCCCAGGUGCCAGCAGCGCCCACGGAGUGUCUCAGCUUCUGGUACCACCUCCACGGGCCCCAGAUUGGAACCCUGCGCCUGGACAUGAGACGGGAAGGGGAGGACACGCACCUCUGGUCACGGUCGGGCACCCAUGGCAACCGCUGGCACCAGGCCUGGGCCACCCUCUCCCACCAGCCUGGCUCCCGGGCCCCGUACCAGCUGCUGUUUGAGGGCCUCCGGGACGGAUACCACGGCACCAUGGCGCUGGACGACGUGGCCAUGCGGCCUGGCCCCUGUUGGGCCCCUGAUUACUGCUCCUUUGAGGACUCGGACUGCGGUUUCUCCCCUGGAGGCCAGAGUCUCUGGAGACGCCAGACCAAUGCCUCAGGCCAUGCUGCCUGGGGCCCCCCAGCAGACCACACCACAGAGACGGCCCAAGGGCACUACAUGGUGGUGGACACGAGCCCAGACGCACUGCCCCGGGGCCAGACGGCCUCCCUGACCUCCAGGGAGCACAGGCCCCUGGCCCAGCCUGCUUGCCUGACCUUCUGGUACCAUGGGAGCCUCUUCAGCCCAGGCGCCCUGCAGGUCCACCUGGAGGAGGGCAGGAGGUACCAGGUGCUCAGCCUCAGUGCCCACGAAGGGCUUGCCUGGCGCCUGGGCAGCGUGGACGUGCAGGCUGAGCAAGCCUGGAGGGUGAUGUUUGAGGCAGUGGGCACAGGCGUGGCACACUCCUACGUGGCUGUGGAUGACCUGCUCCUCCAGGAUGGGCCCUGCCCUCAGCCAGGUUCCUGUGAUUUUGAGUCUGGCCUGUGUGGCUGGAACCACCUGGCGCGGCCCGGCCUGGGUGGGUACAGCUGGGACUGGGGCGGGGGAGCCGCACCCUCUCGCUACCUCCAGCCCCCAGUGGACCACACCCUGGGCACAGAAGCAGGCCACUUCGCUUUCUUUGAAACUGGCGUGCUGGGCCCCGGGGGCCGGGCCGCCUGGCUGCGAAGUGAGCCUCUACCGGCCACCCCAGUCUCCUGCCUCCGAUUCUGGUACCACAUGGGCUUUCCUGAGCACUUCUACAAGGGGGAGCUGAGGGUGCUGCUACACAGUGCCCAGGGCCAGCUGGCCGUGUGGGGCGCAGGCGGGCACCGUCGGCACCAGUGGCUGGAGGCCCAGGUGGAGGUGGCCAGCGCCAAGGAGUUCCAGAUCGUGUUUGAAGCCACUUUGGGCGGCCAGCCAGCCCUGGGGCCCAUUGGCCUGGACGACGUGGAGUAUCUGGCAGGGCAGCAUUGCCAGCAGCCUGCCCCCAGCCCGGGGGACACAGCCACGCCUGUGCCAGUGCCAGCUGUGGUUGGUGGUGCCCUCCUGUUCCUCAUGUUCCUGGUGCUGCUGGGACUUGGGGGGCGGCGCUGGCUGCAGAAGAGGGGGAGCUGCCCCUUCCAGAGCAGCACAGAGACCACAGCCCCCAACUUUGACAACAUCCUUUUCAAUGUAGAUGGCGUCACCCUCCCAGCAUCUGUCACCAGCGAUCUGUAGAGCACCCCGAACAAGGCCACGGUUCCUCACGUGACAUCCAGCGCUUGGUCAGACCCCGGCUGGGGACUGGACACCUGCUCCUGCCCAGACUGGGCCCGGCUGCAGGUCUCAGGGCACGCUGAGGCCUGGGCGUCCCUUACCCUGUGCGAGUCUGUUCCCGUGUGAAUAAACGCCCCGGCCCGUGAGGGCAGCCCGAG
This is a messenger RNA of Cebus imitator (Panamanian white-faced capuchin), 4734 nucleotides long. RefSeq names its product MAM domain containing 4 (gene MAMDC4). The record is from RefSeq and is a predicted model, not a curated record. Gene Ontology annotation, molecular function: protein binding. The transcript has 29 exons. NCBI's taxonomy places the organism in Eukaryota, Metazoa, Chordata, Mammalia, Primates, Cebidae. Gene Ontology annotation, cellular component: membrane. The coding region runs from base 884 to 4537 and encodes 1217 amino acids.